UGGCAACCUUAAAAUUUUGUUUUUGUUAUUACGACUGGAUAAGCGGUUUUUUUGGUAUCGUUGUGCAAAUUGCGUCUUAAAAGAAAGUUCCUGGGCAAUAUUUGAUAUAUUUACUUUAAUUUGCAAAAUAUAUUCGUAUAUAUAUUUAAUGAACUCCGUGCUAUUCUACCAAAGCCACUAUCUUUAAUUAUUAAUAAUACUAUCUGUUAUUAUUACGCAGAUGUCAAAAAUAAAUACCGUUGAAGAUUAUUCGACAUUGUUAGAAUGUCCCUAUGACGCAUCACACCGAAUAUUAGAAAGUCGUUUUCAAACUCAUCUCAUCAAAUGCAAAAAACACUACAAGGGUGAAAAGAAGGAGACAUGUCCCUUUAACAGUACGCACAUAAUAAACAAAUCUGAGCUCGAACAUCACUUGAAAACAUGUGUGGAUAGAAAAAAUUUUGAAAGAAGUAUUCAAGCGCCUGAACCAAUUAGUCAUCCUCCACCAGAGUUUAAGCCAUUGCCUGAUGGAGAAGAUUGGGAUGUUGAUGUUCGGGCCUAUAACCCAGCACAAUACGCAACUAAUACACCAGUUUUGCGUUCUCUGCAAGGAGCCUCCAAAUCUGUUCGCAAGCAGUUCAGAAACGACGAACGCAAGAGAUUACUUGCGUUAAAAUCAAAUGGACCUGAAUAAAUAUUUGCAAAUCAAUCAAAAUUUUGAUAUUUAGUGCCGUAAUAUUUUUCUAUUUUUUAAGUAAAAUGUUUUGAAAUAUAUAAUAUUUGAAAUUAAAUAAAGUCUAAUACAUUAGUAAUAUUGCAUAUCUUAAAUCCUGUACAGUGAUGGCUCUGCAGCCAAUUGUUACGUGUUGGAGUAAUAAAUCUGUAAGGUUCUAACA
Molecule: messenger RNA, 875 nt
Organism: Teleopsis dalmanni
Lineage: Eukaryota; Metazoa; Arthropoda; Insecta; Diptera; Diopsidae
Product: gametocyte-specific factor 1-like
Exons: 2
Coding region: 221-673 (150 amino acids)
Source: RefSeq, a predicted model, not a curated record